AUGGCGGAUCGUCUAUUUAAAUUGAGGUUCAUUCUUCUAAACUAGACGGCGUGUUAUUUAAAUUUUUCUGAUCGCAUUCGUUAGUAAAGUUAGGUAAAAGAUUUAAUUAUUUGCAAGAUGUCUCUUGUUCAUCUUUUUUCGACAUCAAUUCUAGCGACACAUUUUCAGACUUUUCAUCAAAUGUAAUCAAGGCAAGUUGCUAGAAAAAUUAAUUAACAAUUCUAAUUAAAAUUUAAACUGAUUGGUUGAUUGUUUCAUUUUAUUUGAAGUCGUGCACAGCAUUUAAAGGUGCACUAACUAGUCUGUCUGGGGAUAAAUAAGAAAAAUAAUUAUUUGCAAAAAAAAGUUAGUAAAGUAAAAACUAAAAAAGUAAAGCCUCAACAAGCAGUACUGUCUACUUAAUAAACAUAACAUAACCUGCAAAAAUGAUGUGUGAUGUAAUGCCAACAAUUAACGAAGAUGGCUCCAAUGAUAGGGACUCCAAUUACUCUGGGGAUGAGUCAAACUUUGAACAGCUGAUGGUCAACAUGCUGGAUGAAAGGGACAAAUUAAUGGAAACUUUAAGAGAGACCCAGGAGACGCUAAACACCACAAGGGCCAAACUGCAAGAAGCUGAACUAGACAGAGAUGCUUUCCAGAAACAAUUAUCUAUCACACAACCACAGGAGUACACAGUUUUGACCAAAGAAUUAAACCAUGCUCGAGAACAAAUAUUAGAGAGAGAUGAAGAGAUAUCUGAAUUAAAGGCUGAACGAAACAAUACCAGGCUUCUACUGGAGCAUCUAGAAUGUUUAGUGGCCCGACAUGAACGAUCUCUCAGAAUGACUGUAGUGAAAAGACAGGCCGCCUCGCCAGCUGGUGUAUCCAGUGAAGUCGAAGUACUCAAGGCCCUCAAGUCUCUCUUUGAACAUCAUAAGGCUCUCGAUGAGAAAGUGAGAGAAAGAUUGAGGGUUGCACUGGAGCGCACAACACAAUUGGAGGAGGAUCUCAAUCUGGUCAAUCAGGAGCUAUUCCAGCUGAGGGAGAGAGAAAUGAAAAGAAGACAGGGUGAUGGUGCUGAUGAUGAUCAUGCUGCUGGAAGUGUGGAUGGCUCAAAAGAGAUUUCAUCAUCUUCGUCAUCUUUACCAUCAUCAAUGACGUCAGCCUCGACAGCAACAACAAUGACAUCAACAACAACAUCUUCUGCUCAACAACAAAAACCACCGGCAACAUCAACAGCUGAAAAGGACCUACCUCCCGAAGUUCAGGACACGUUAGUCAAGUUGUCAACUGAUUUGGUAAGCACUAGAAACAAGAUGGCCGAACAGCUGAUUAGAAUCGGAGAGUUGGAGGAGUUGCUGUCAACUGCUCAAAAGGAUUUGAUGAGGUCGCAGGAGAUGAGCGCUAAACUGCAAAGAGAUAUAAGAGAGUCAGUGGCCCAGAAAGAGGACCAGGAGUCGAGGAUAGCCACUCUGGAGAAGAGGUACCUGAAUGUUCAGAGGGAGUCGAGCUGUCUGGUCGACGUCAACAACAAGUUGGAAAGUGAGGUGGUAACGAAAGAUUCUCUAAUCAAACAGGUUGUCUUUUCGCGGGUGGGGUGCGAAUGCGGUGCGAUGCGGACAAUGAGCAGUGCGAAUGCGAGCGGCGGUUGCGAGGGUGAACUCUGCGGAUGGAUGGAAGAAAAAUUGAAGCAGCUGAAAGACAAACUCGACCUAACUGAGCAAAAACUCCAACAAUCCCUUCCAAAAGCGGCCGCGUUGCCAACGUUGGAGGCCGAACUGAGGCAGAGAUUAGAGGCCCUCACCAAGGCCGAAGAGAGACAUGGAUCGGCUGAAGAGAGGAUGAAAGAGCUCGAGAUGCAACUAUCAGAAAAGGAGUCUGAACUUACUAGGGCCAGGAAGCGAGAGAAGAUGAACGAGGAGCACAACAUGAGGCUGUCAUCAACCGUUGAUAAGUUACUCACUGAAUCGAACGAAAGGCUGCAGUUGCAUUUGAAGGAACGCAUGCAUGCUCUGGAGGACAAGAACCAACUCUCCCUCGACCUUGAAAGGUCGCAGAGGAAUCUGGAGGAGAUUCUCGCUGAGAAGCACGCCCUUCUAGACCAAAUAGAUCUCUACAAGAAAGAAAUCACAUCCCUUAAAGAACAACUGAUAACCUCCAGAACAAUCCAACAUCAUCAUCAACAGCAGCAACAACAGCUGGAGAUGUCAGCGAGUCCUACUCCGGCACCGAGCUACUACUACAAACCUAGUGACGUCAUGCUGGACCCCUCUACUACCUCGAUUAGAAGGCAACAGAAAGGGAGAGAGAUGGCACUGCUUGAUGACCCAACUAAGAUCAACACUCUUAAUGAACAAGAAUGGGAAAGGCUGCAGCAGGCUCACAUCUUGGCAAAUGUACAGCAGGCAUUUGAAUCGGCUGGCAACUCGGGUGCCGUAGUUGUUGACGGUGUCGUUGGUGGCUCUGGUGGUGUAGUUGUCGACGAUGACGGUGAUGCCUUUAACGGGGGCGUCGGGGGCGGAAUGUUGUCCCCCUCUGGACACACUGACGCCCAGACCCUGGCUCUCAUGCUACAGCAGCAACUCGAUGCUAUUAAUAAUGAGAUUAGGUUGAUCCAAGAAGAAAAGCAAUCAACGGAGCAGAGGGCAGAGGAGUUGGAAUCGAAAGCCGUUAUAGGCGGCAGUGCUGCGGCUGGUUCGGGAAUGAUGGGAGCAUCCGCAAUGAUGGUGGACAGUCGAUGGGACGAGCAGCAGAUGUACGAUAGAUCCUCGCCCAUUUUAGGGGGUCGACUGACCCCCUCGCCUCGACCAUCCCUACCAGCUAGAGACUAUGUACCCAAGUAUCAGAGUUCCAAUAGAGGGAAUGUUAACAGCGUUGGAGGGAAUAAUAAUAUAUCCAGCAUAGAUAGAUCAGUGAAUCGCGUUGGUGGGGGCGGCGUUGGCGUAGGAGUAGGGGGUAGUGGGGGAGCGGGUGGUUUAUACCCCUACUCAUCGUCAUCUCCACAUCUGGCCAUGAUGGGUGGCUCGGGGACAUCCCCUGGAAUGGCAGGGAAUCAAGAUUUCAACCCACCCACACUGCGCACUCUCCACGUGGAACAUUCCAACACACUGACCAACAGGAGUGAGGCAUCCUACAGGCACCAACCGUUUGUCAGAUCCAUGAAUAGCUCGCAUAGCAUGGCAAGCCAACUGAGUAGCACGCACUCCAGCCAGGACUCCCUGCAUAAACAGUCCAAGAAGAAAUCUGGAUCGGGUCUCAAGAGCUCGCUGGGUAGAAUAUUUAGUAAGAAGGACAAAAUGAUGAGGAAAGACAAUACGAUGAGCUCUCUGAGUAGAGGAGGGGGUGUCGGCAGUCCGGACGUCAUGGGACCCCUCUCUCACCCUGACAGCAGUGGUGAUGUCAUGAUGAUGGGCAGCGGAGUGGGCGGUGUUGGUGGGGGCGUUAGUGGCAAUAUCGGUAUUUUGGAGUCGAAUAAUCUUUUGCUGGCCGCCACUGGAACGCUUGGAAGGCAGGCAGAAUUCGAUAGGCGGAAGAAGAAGAAGAAUGAAUUGCUAGAAGAGGCAAUGAAAGCUUCAACUCCUUUUUCACUUUGGAAUGGCCCGACUAUUCUGUGGGUAGGCAUGCCUGCCUGGUACGUUGCGGCUUGCCACGCGAAUGUAAAAAGUGGGGCCAUCAUGUCGGCCCUCUCCGACCAGGAGAUCCAACAGGAAAUUGGCAUCAGCAACCCGCUACAUAGACUCAAGCUGAGACUCGCCAUACAGGAGAUGGUCUGCCUAACUAGUCCCUCCGCUCCUAAGACGGCCAGGACAAGUUUGGCGUUCGGGGAGAUGAACCACGAAUGGAUAGGGAACGAAUGGCUGCCCUUCCUGGGACUACCUCAAUAUCGAUCUUUUUUCAUGGAAUGUUUAGUUGACGCCAGAAUGCUCGACCACCUGACCAAAAAAGAUUUGAGAGUUCAACUGAAGAUGGUUGAUAGCUUUCAUAGAACAAGCCUACAGUAUGGUUUAAGUUGUCUGAAGAGAUUGAACUACGACAGGAAUGAACUGGAAAGAAGGAGAGAGGAGGCCACAGACGAAUUGAAAGACGUACUCGUCUGGGGCAAUGAUAGGGUCGUACGUUGGAUACAGUCGAUAGGGCUGAAAGAGUAUGCCAACAAUCUUCUGGAGUCAGGGGUUCACGGGGCCCUCAUCGCCCUCGACGAAACAUUCGACCACAACAGUAUUGCCCUAGCUCUUCAGAUACCUACCACUAAUUUACAGGCUCGUCAGAUCUUGGAAAGAGAGUUCAAUAAUUUAAUUGCUACUGCUUGCGACCAUAGAAACCACGAGCCCAGAGCCAGAGAUAGUUCGCCUCACGAUUUUGACGUGAGAGCCUGA
This is a messenger RNA of Helobdella robusta, 4355 nucleotides long. RefSeq lists its product as hypothetical. The record is from RefSeq and is a predicted model, not a curated record. Gene Ontology annotation, biological process: synapse organization. Gene Ontology annotation, cellular component: presynaptic active zone. Lineage: Eukaryota; Metazoa; Annelida; Clitellata; Rhynchobdellida; Glossiphoniidae. Gene Ontology annotation, molecular function: protein binding. The transcript is spliced from 27 exons. The coding region runs from base 426 to 4355 and encodes 1309 amino acids.